This is a messenger RNA of Gadus chalcogrammus (walleye pollock), 4372 nucleotides long. RefSeq names its product peroxidasin homolog. The record is from RefSeq and is a predicted model, not a curated record. Bases 1 to 4371 code for a protein of 1456 amino acids. Gene Ontology annotation, molecular function: protein binding; peroxidase activity; heme binding. NCBI's taxonomy places the organism in Eukaryota, Metazoa, Chordata, Actinopteri, Gadiformes, Gadidae. The transcript has 23 exons. Gene Ontology annotation, biological process: response to oxidative stress.
AUGAGUUUGGUCAAUUACUGCCCCUGGGAGGUCAAGCUACUUGGAGCCAAGAACUCAUUAAGUGUCCCAAAGGGAAGAUGUUCUGAUCAGCUGUGUUUCUUUCUUUUUUCCUACAGUGACCUGAGGUUCAACAAAAUCAAGGACUUGCAACCCGGUUCCUUCAGACGACUCAAGAACCUCAACACACUACUCCUCAACAACAAUCUCAUACGAGGGAUUCCCAGGGGAGCCUUCGAAGACCUGGAAAACCUCAAAUAUCUCUAUUUGUACAAGAAUGAAAUCCAAUCAAUUGACAGACAAGCAUUUAAGGGGCUUGUGGCUCUUGAGCAACUGUACCUGCAUUUCAACAACAUUGAGUCCUUGGAGCCAGAGUCCUUCACCCACUUGCCAAAGCUGGAACGCCUGUUUUUGCACAACAACAGAAUCACUCACCUGGUCCCAGGGACCUUCACUCACCUUGAGUCCAUGAAAAGACUGCGCCUGGACUCCAACAUGCUGAACUGUGACUGUGAGCUGCUGUGGUUGGCCGACCUGCUGAAGCAGUACUCCGAGUCGGGCAACGCCCAGGCCGCCGCCACCUGCGACCACCCCGGGAGGCUGCAGGGCCGCUCGGUCGCCACGCUCAGCGCCCAGGAGCUCAACUGUGAGGUUCCCAGGAUCACGUCGGAGCCCCGGGACGUGGACGUCACGUCGGGGAACACAGUGUACUUCACCUGCCGGGCGGAGGGGAACCCUAAACCGCAGAUCAUCUGGCUCAGGAACAACAAUGCUCUGAACAUGCGUGACGACAGCCGGCUGAACCUGCUGGAGGACGGCACCCUGAUGAUCCAGGACACCCGGGAGACGGACCAAGGCGUGUACCAGUGUAUGGCCAAGAACGUGGCUGGGGAGGUCAAGACCUCCGAGGUCACCCUCAGAUACUUCGGGGCGCCCUCCCGGCCCAGCUUCGUCAUCCAGCCCCAGAACACAGAGGUGUUGGUGGGGGAGAGCGUGACGCUGGAGUGCAGCGCCACGGGCCAGCCGCAGCCGCGCGUCUCCUGGACCAAGGGGGACCGCACGCCGCUGCCCAGCGACGCGCGCAUCAACAUCACGCCGUCCGGCGGCCUCUUCAUCCAGAACACGGUGCAGGAGGACGGCGGCCAGUACACCUGCUUCGCCUCCAACAACGUGGACACCAUCCACGCCGGCGCACACAUCAUCGUUCAGGCCGUCCCCCAGUUCACCGUCACCCCCCAGGACCAGUCUGCGCUGGAGGGCCACACGGUGGACUUCCCCUGCCAGGCCAGCGGCAACCCGCAGCCCGUCAUCGCCUGGACGCGGGGCAACAGCCCGCUGCCCCAGGACCGCCGGCACCAGGUGCUGUCCAGCGGCACGCUGCGCGUCUCCCGCGUGGCGGCCCACGACGAGGGCCAGUACGAGUGCCAGGCGGUCAGCCCCGUGGGCACCGCCCGGGCCGCCGCGCAGCUCAGCAUCCAGCAGAGGGUAACGCCUGUUUUCACAAAUGCUCCAAGGGACCUGACGGUGGAGUCUGGCCAGGACGCCCAGAUUCCCUGCAGCGCUCAGGGCCAACCUCAGCCCGUCCUCACCUGGAACAAGGAUGGGGUGCAGGUGACAGAGAGCGGCAAGUUCCACAUUAGUCCUGACGGCUUCCUGGAGGUCAAGGACGUGGGCACGGCCGAUGCCGGCCGCUACGAGUGCGUGGCGCGCAACCCCAUCGGCUACCAGGCCGUCAGCAUGGUGCUCUCAGUCACAGUACCGGCAGUGAGCAGAGAGGGCGACACUUUCGUCAGCUCCUCCAUAGAGCAGGCCAUUCGCAACGUGGACAGCGCCAUAGAGUCCACGCGGAGACGCCUCUUCGAUGGGCAGCCCCGGACCCCGGGGGAGCUGCUGGCCCUGUUCCGCUACCCGCGGGACCCCUACACGGUGGGGCAGGCCCGGGCCGGGGAGAUCUUCGAGCAGACCCUGCUGCUCAUCCAGAACCACGUCAACCGCGGCCUCAUGGUGGACACCAACGGCACCGCGUUCCGGUACAACGACCUGGUCUCCCCCCACUUCCUGGAGGUGAUCGCCAACCUGUCGGGCUGCACGGCGCACCGGCGCUUCAACAACUGCUCCGACAUCUGCUUCCACCAGAAGUACCGCAGCCACGACGGCACCUGCAACAACCUGCAGCACCCCAUGUGGGGCGCCUCGCUCACCGCCUUCGAGCGGCUGCUCAAGUCGGUGUACGACAACGGCUUCAACCUGCCGCGCGGCGCCAGCGAGCGCGCGCACAACGGCUACCGCCUGCCGCUGCCCCGCCUGGUGUCCACCGCCAUGAUCGGCACGGAGACGGUCACGCCCGACGACCGCUACACGCACAUGCUGAUGCAGUGGGGCCAGUUCCUGGACCACGACAUGGACGCCACCGUGUCGGCCCUCAGCCAGUCGCGCUUCUCCGACGGCCAGCUGUGCACCACGGUGUGCACCAACGACCCGCCCUGCUUCCCCAUCCAGUUCCCGGCCAACGACCAGCGGCAGCUGCGCAGCGGCGCCCGCUGCAUGUUCUUCGUGCGCUCCAGCCCCGUGUGCGGCAGCGGCAUGACCUCGCUGCUCAUGAACAGCGUGUACCCGCGCGAGCAGAUCAACCAGCUCACCGCCUACGUGGACGCCUCCAACGUGUACGGCAACUCCCGCCACGAGUCGGACGAGAUCCGCGACCUGGCCAGCCAGCGGGGGCUGCUGCGGCAGGGCAUCAUCCAGCGCACGGGGAAGCCCCUGCUGCCGUUCGCCACGGGCCAGCGCACCGAGUGCAUGCGGGACGAGAACGAGAGCCCCAUCCCCUGCUUCCUGGCCGGGGACCACCGGGCCAACGAGCAGCUGGGGCUGACGGCCAUGCACACGGUGUGGUUCCGGGAGCACAACCGCGUGGCCACCGAGUUGCUGCGGCUCAACCCCCACUGGGACGGGGACACCAUCUACCACGAGGCCCGCAAGAUCGUGGGCGCCCAGAUGCAGCACAUCACCUACAGCCACUGGCUGCCCAAGGUCCUGGGCGAGGUGGGCAUGAAGCAGAUGGGCCAGUACGCGGGCUACAACCCCAACAUCAACGCCGGCAUCCUCAACUCCUUCGCCACCGCCUCCUUCCGCUUCGGCCACACCCUCAUCAACCCCAUCCUGUACCGGCUGGACCAGGACUUCCAGCCCAUCCCCCAGGGGCACAUCUCCCUGCACCGGGCCUUCUUCUCGCCCUUCCGCAUCGUCAACGAGGGCGGCAUCGACCCGCUCCUGCGCGGCCUCUUCGGCGCGGCGGGCAAGAUGCGCGUGUCCACGCAGCUGCUGAACACGGAGCUGACGGAGCGGCUGUUCUCCAUGGCGCACGCCGUGGCGCUGGACCUGGCCGCCAUGAACGUGCAGCGGGGGCGGGACCACGGCAUACCGCCGUACAACGACUACCGCACCUUCUGCAACCUGACGUCGGCGCAGAGCUUCGAGGACCUGAGGAACGAGAUCAAGAACCCCUCGGUGCGGGAGAAGCUGCAGAGGCUGUACGGCACCCCUCUGAACAUAGACCUGUUCCCGGCUCUGAUGGCGGAGGACCUGGUCCCGGGCAGCCGGCUGGGGCCCACCCUCAUGUGUCUGCUGUCGGCCCAGUUCAAACGGCUGAGGGACGGAGACAGGUUCUGGUACGAGAACCCGGGCGUGUUCUCUCCGGCCCAGCUGACCCAGCUGAAGCAGGCGUCGCUGUCCCGUGUGCUGUGCGACAACGGCGACAACAUCACACGCAUCCAGCAGGACGUGUUCUCGGUGGCCCAGCUGCCCCACGGCUACGGCAGCUGCGACGACGUGCCCAAGAUCGACCUGCGCAUGUGGCAGGACUGCUGCGAAGACUGCCGAACCAAGGGCCAGUUCAACGCCCUGUCCUAUCACUUCAGAGGACGCAGGUCAGCUGACCACAGCUACACUGGGGAUAAACCAGACACGAGCGCCCAGGAGACCAGUCCAGAGGAUGGAACCAAAGAAAAUGCUGUGAAUGUCACUUUGACCUCCAAGGCCAGCACUGAACCAACAGCCAACGACUUCCAAGACUUUGUCUCCGACAUGCAGAAGACAAUUACAAGUUUGCGCAAACAGAUUAAAAGACUUGAAGCCCGUCUGAGCAAGACGGACUGCACUGACUCUGAGGGCCGCGCCCGAACAGACGGAGACCGCUGGAGGCAGGAGGCCUGCACCACGUGUGAAUGCAGAGACGCCCAGGUCACAUGCUUCGUGGAGUCCUGCCCGCCGGUGGCGUGCCAGAAGCCCGUCAAACUAAAGGGCGCCUGCUGCCCCGCGUGCCUCCAGAGCGAGGCCGCCGCGCCCGAGCAGCGGACGGACAGCCACCACGCGUAAU